UGAAACUCGGCAUCUUUGGUUUCACAACAGGGCGGAAAAACCAUCCUGACGUCCAAUGGGAUUGCACGCCGCUGCGUCACGUGGUCUUCAUUUUAUGUAAUGUAAUGGUACUCGGUAACCCAGCUUUGUGGCUUUGGAGACGUCUCUGCAUGGGUUAAAAGCGGACACGGAGUACUGAAAAAGAAAGAAUAUUAAUGUGCAAUUAUUCCCGUGUGCUUCGUGCGGCUGUUUUAUGGAGUUUGGAGCCGGAGGUUGAAAGCGCAUUCAACUGGGAGCUUUUUUUUUUUUCUUCUUCCAUGUAACCUAAAGGGAAUGCGUCCCAAACCAAGUCUAAGUUAGUGCUGGAAAUAGAUAAAUUUUACACGAAGAGGACAUUUGUGAGGAGAGCUGAAUUUUGCAGCUGCCCUGCGAGACAGAAACCGGUUCGGGUCCGAGCAGAGGUGAUUAAAGAAGGGGACUCGAUCACUGUGUCGUUAGGUGUCACUGUUAUUUAAAUGUCCGUGCAAUACUGUCUCACUGUAAAGCCUCUCCGUCCGCUUUGCUUUGCAACAUUUUUUUUUUCUCUCCCGGUGUGGGACGUUUUUCUGGUGAUAUAACCCGUCCACCAUGGAUCUGCUGGAGUGUCCGCUCUGUCUCUUUCUGAUGUGCGAGCCGGUGACCAUGUCGUGCGGUCACACUUUCUGCAGGAGGUGCGUGGGGGGUUACCUCCCGUCCAAAUGCCCCCUGUGCAAAGAGAGACUAAAACAAAGAGAGGUGAAAAGCAUGAAGAAUAACGUCUUGCUCAUCAGCGUCGUUGAGAAGUGCCGACCCGACGAGACAAAGAUGAAGUGCCACAUACUGGAGAAGCUCAAAACCGACGAGUUCACGGAAGCUUUACGCAUCGCAGACGAGGGGCUGGACAUAGUCCCAGAUGAUCAGAGUUUGAAGGUGUACAGAGCUGAAGCCAACUUCGGAAUGAUGCGUUUCUCCGACGCUCUAUCAGACCUCGACUACCUCUGCCGCCUUCGUCCUAACUGGACUGAGGGCUUCUUUCGAAAAGGGAAUGUACUGCUGGAAAUGGGUCAGCAGACAGAAGCUCUCAUCCAGUUCCACCGUUGCCUAAAUUUACAAGCUGACUUUGUUCCUGCCAAGAGCCAGAUCAAGAAGAUUCUGGAGGAAGGCGGUGUGGCGGUGCCAGAUGAGGUGCCCUGCAUUUUGCAAGUGGUGUCCGAGUACCUGAAAGAGCCCUGUCCCAUUACCAGCCUCAGCGGCUCCCAGGGCCCGACUCGCCCUGAGGUCCUCAAACGCCCCCCGCAUGGGGAUGAGGGAGAGGGAAAAGGGAAUAGAGAGGCACAUCAGGGCUCCAAGGUGAAGCAUGACUCGGGUACCGAAUGCUGCCUCAGCCUCUGCCAGGCCGUUUCCUUCCUCCCUGCUGCUGAAGAGGACGAGGAGAUGAUGAUGAGGAAGGAAGAUGGGCAUGGGAAGGAUGAAAGUAGUCACUGCAGGGCGAAAACUCUGGGCGUUCUCACUGUGUCAGACUUUGAGUGUCCUCUCUGCAUUAGGUUGUUUUUCGAACCAGUCACUACUCCCUGUGGGCACACCUUCUGUAAAAACUGCAUAGAGAGGAGUCUGGAUCACAACCUCCGCUGUCCACUUUGCAAACAGCCACUACAAGAGUUCUUUAAAAACAGGAAGUACAACCCCACGGCUCUGCUCCAGGACAUCAUGACCCAACUUUUCCCCUCGCAGCUGGCUGAGAGGAAACAGGUCCAUGAUGCUGAGAUGGCUGAACUGUCCAAUCUCACUAAGGACAUCCCCAUAUUCGUUUGCACGGUGGCCUACCCUGGAGUGCCGUGCCCUCUGCACAUCUUUGAGCCUCGAUAUCGGCUGAUGAUGCGCCGCUGCAUGGAGACAGGCACUAAGAAGUUUGGCAUGUGCAGCUAUGAGCAUGGAAAGAGGUUUGCAGACUACGGCUGCAUGUUAGAGAUCCACACUUUGGAGCUGCUGCCUGAUGGACGGUCCUAUGUGGACACAGUGGGAGGCAGCAGAUUCAGAGUGCUUAAAAGAGGCCAGAGAGAUGGCUACCACACCGCUGACAUAGAGUACUUGGAGGACCUCAAGGUCGAUGGUAGUGAAUUGGAGGUUUUGCAGCAUCUCCAUGACAGUGUGUACCAGCAGGCUCAGGACUGGUACCAGCGUCUUGGCAGCCGCAUUCGUGAGCAAAUCAACAGGCAGUACGGCACAAUGCCAGAUAAGGAGGAAAACAUUCAGGCCUCGUCCAACGGUCCUGCCUGGUGCUGGUGGCUGCUCUCUGUCCUCCAGCUGGACCCAGCCUAUCAAACCACCGUCCUGUCCCUGACGUCACUCAAAGACCGCUUGGGACACGUCCGCCUCGUUCUUGAAUACUUCUCUCAGAGUUAGAACCCGCAGCACAGUGGCAUCGUGGCCGCAACCAUCUGAGAGUCAAACAUUGCACACACACACAUACGAAUGGAGUGAAAUCAAAGAAUUCCCUCACAGCACAGAGGUUGGGUUUUUGAAAUCUGGUGGUCCAUGGAGGGACUGUUAAAAGUCACAGCUCAGGGCCAAAUCAUUUGGUCAAUGGCAGAAAGAGAGUAAUUUUCUUACUUAACACGGUGCAGUAGUACCGAGUCAGGUUUAAGUUGUUUGAGUUUGCGUAUGUUUUCUUAAUGACAUUUUUCUUCCCUGGGAAUUUCAGAACGCACAUUGUUCUUGCUUUAAAAGUAAGAACUCCAGGGUUGACCAAAGAUUUGUCUGUUAUUUAAGGUCCAUAAAAAAGUGGUAAAUUAUUAUUUGCAGAUAAAUCAAUUUUCCUAAUGAUAUAGCUGAAAAUAGACACUAGGUGUCACUGUCCUGAUGAUGAACAUGCAACAGCAGUAUACUAGUACUGUCAUGAGUCGCUUAUUAAAAUCAAACUGUUUGCAUCAACAUAGCCACGUUUGGAGUGCGGCUAAACAUUAAUAGCAGAAUGUUUUAGGAUCAUGCACAUCAGGGGAUUUAAUUAAGGUUCAUGUUUUGCAGGUAAUCAUUUUGAAUACAUGGAUAUAGCUGAAGGACACUACUGCUGUAUUACACUACAUGUUGUAUCUAUUGGCCUUAACAGCCAUUGACGGUGGCUCAUUUUAUGCUAUUGAAUAUUCCUAAAAGAUCCCUGUUUACUAUUGGUAUUAUUUGCAAUAAUAAUUUAUAGUGUCACAUGGAAUAGCAGCAGCAGCUGGAUGCUUUUUCUUUUUUCCUAAACGAAUGAAAGCUGCUGAUGUUCUGCUGUAUUUGGAUCCUGCUUGUUCUCAUCUGACAGGAAAAGAAAGUCUGUGAAGUCAUAACAACGAGAAUAGGCUGUCAGUGAACGGGAGAUGGAGGCAGUACUAGCUUUGUAUAACAAUAUGAACCUGCGUGAUUAUGUAUGUUGAUGGUGAGGUAUUGAUGCAGCACUUUAUGUAUGUGUGCCAGCUGUAAAUGUGUCAUUUUUCUGUGAGCUGCCAUCUGUGUUAGCAGGUUUUGUUUUCUUUUGUUUUUAAUUUAAAUUACAUAUGAUGCUGUGAAGUGAUGCAUCAAUCCAAGGAGACAGUGUUUAACAUCUCUUGUGCGAGGAUAAACUCCUCCAGAUUAAGCUAGAGCCUGACUAGGGCUAAGUCCCCGUGCGGUGCCUCUGUGUCGGACUUAUCACCUCUGUCUGGCCCCUCUACCACCGGCCCGUUAUUGUGCCUUUGAGUGCCUGGGCCAGCUCACGAGACGACCUGCGAGUCUCUACACCACAUCAAGGAUGGAGCUUUAUUCCAUGGAAUGUUGAAGCUGCAAUGUUAUGUUAAAUUAACUUACAAAUACGGCUCAGACUGGGUUUUGUUUUUCAACUUUGAUAAACGUGCCAUAGAUAUUUCUGUGUUUUAUGGGUAAUAGUCAGCUGAAGUUCACUUUAGACUAACUUCAUAGACUCUGAAGUUAAUCUUCAGUGCCUUUUUUUUAUGGUGGACGGUAAACUACAAUCUCUUUGUGGCCAACAUAUCACUUUAAAAACAGUGAGAAUCAGUCCAGAAAACAUUCUUCUAGAUAGAGUUCGUACACCACAGAACUGCAGCCCUGUUAACCUGAUAUUGUAAAUAUAGUUUAGACAUAAAGGGGGUAAUCAUGACACUUGAUAUGGCCCUCCAAAAAAAGUCCAACAAAAGGAUGAUUCAGUGGAUGGAUUGGUGGAUAGUGGGGCAGCAUUUGGUUACCUGAUAAACAGGCACAGAACUCCCUCACUAAGCCUUUACUCAAGGGCAACCGUUUUUUCCAUUUCUUAAAAAAUGUUUUCUGUAAUUUGAGUUUAGAGUAAAAGACUUGAAUGUGCCACCUAUCACAGCAUGUCUCCAAAGCUAGUAGUGCUGAUUUGACUGCCUGACUGAAGAUUACAUACCUUUUAAAGGUUUUUUUUUUUUUGCUACCGAUUAUGAUGAAAGCUCACUCAAAACAAAAAAGGGACUGAGAUUCUGAGAAUCUUUGAAUGACCUGCCUCAUAAACCUUUGUGAUAAACACAUGGUCCAUGGCAGCUGAGGUGAAUUUCACUCCUUUGCUACUUCUUAUCAGGGAAGUAUUAUUUUUGUACAGCGAAAUCAUUUUGUGUUUGCUUUCAGAUGCCCUCUCACACUAUUGUUUCUCUCUUUUUCAAAUCAUGGAUAUUUUUGUGUGUCACUUUUAUCAAGACGCCACCGUUCACAUCACAAACAGAACUUAGUACAUACUCACCAACGUGUGAUUAAACGCUCAAUAUAUUUGAAAGAUAAACUAUUGCACCCCCCUUAUUUUGAACUCAACUCUAGCUUUAAUUUGCCUAUAAACUUUUAAUAGGUUCGACUUUGAUGCCGCUAAUGCACCACAGCACAGUCGUAAUUUUCCAUCUGAUUUAGGCUGUAGCUUUUGCCCUGGCAGAUAUCCUUUAGCCAUAGUUGCACUGCGAUCAGAAAAUGUCCUCUAACACAGUGAAAAACAAUUUGCACUGAAUCCACAUUGUUAUAAGUGAUCAGCUCUUGGUGGCAAUGCAGCGUGAGAAGAGUCUAGACUUUUUUGUAUUUUGGAAAGGCAGCAUGAUGGCGUGUUCUUGCUAGGUGUUGCAGCUUGCAGGAAAUUUUGGUUGAUGUGGUCUGAUGGUCAGUGGUCUGUGGUCUGCAUGAACUACUCAUAUGUGUUGUUAUUCUCUACAGUCUGCGCUCAAAUACCUCAAUGCUAGUAUUGAGUAUAUUUAAAACCAACUGAAACGAAAGCAAUUUCUGUCCCAUUGAUUUGUAUUCAUUCCUCCACCUCCAAGCCAAGAACAACAAAAUAUCUUCAUCUGAUCAUUUUUCAUUUGCUUGCUGUCCCGGAUGACAUUUUCAAUGUUGUUGUAAAUAAAGCUUUUCAAAGCACA
This is a messenger RNA of Larimichthys crocea (large yellow croaker), 5384 nucleotides long. RefSeq names its product LON peptidase N-terminal domain and ring finger 4 (gene lonrf4). The transcript has 12 exons. Lineage: Eukaryota; Metazoa; Chordata; Actinopteri; Sciaenidae. The coding region runs from base 607 to 2400 and encodes 597 amino acids. Gene Ontology annotation, molecular function: protein binding. The record is from RefSeq and is a predicted model, not a curated record.